This is a messenger RNA of Saitoella complicata NRRL Y-17804, 3381 nucleotides long. RefSeq names its product Tcp11-domain-containing protein. The record is from RefSeq and is a predicted model, not a curated record. The transcript has a single exon. Lineage: Eukaryota; Fungi; Ascomycota; Saitoellomycetes; Saitoellales; Saitoellaceae. The coding region runs from base 160 to 2904 and encodes 914 amino acids.
UUCAAGUGUUGCCCUUGUCAAAUGUACACGGCUAUGAAGCCGCUGCCGAACACCGCAAACGGAGAUUCAGCGUACGUGCAGUUGUGGCGAGUGUUGAGGCGCAUGAGCAUGCUUUGAUAAGCAGCCCUUUACGUCGGCGAUAUAUUACGACAUAACAUCAUGGAUUUGGAUAACAUCCAAGAACCAGCUUCUUCACCGAUCCGCGAUAUGUCUGACUCCAGCAACUUCUUUUUUGACCUCUCUCCGGCUAAGACGAUUAGCCCUCGUCCAGCUAGGCUCCAGCCUCGUCACAGGAGGCACUCCAUCUCUUCCGCCACCUCUCACAAAUCAGGCGGGAGUGCGAGGCACGUCACCCGUAUGUCAAGCUGUGAUGAGGAUAUCACCGCCGUCCGCCGUGCAGCAUUCAUCGAAGGCAGGAAGAACCGCCUAGCUGCUCGUGCUGUAGAAAGAGAAGAAGUCUUGGCCAGAGCCCGCACCGGCAUCGAAGGCGCCUCAAGCAAGCUUGCCGAGUUACAGAAGUCUAUCGCGGCCGCAAACGUCGCCCGCGAAAAAAUGCUAGCAACAGUCACUUCCGCCUGCGGCGACCAAGUCGCAAAGGCUAAAGCUAAAGCCGCCGAAAUGCGCGAGAAGCGUCUCGAGGAAGUGCGAAUGAUGAAACUUGCCCUCGAGGAACGGUUGGCGAAUGCGGCCAAAAGACGUGAGGAGAUGAGAAAGACCAAAAGGACUUCGAGGCCAAGUGUUGGGAGUGUGGAGGAGAAGAGUCCGGAGAGGAAGGUGUUGAGGAGGGAGGUGAGUGAGGUUGAGAGGCGGGAUGCGGCGAGGGUUAUUCAGAGGACGUGGAGGAGGAGUGAGAAGAGGAGGGCUGCGCAGGCGUUUUUUGGGCUUGGGGUUGAUGUCAGUGCUGUGCAUGAGCUGCCUUUUGAGGAAUUGGUGUAUCGCUUUCAGGACCAGAAGGUGUUGAAGGCUACGAUCAGGGCGCUGAAAGCUACUGGGUUAGUCGGCGACGAAGAGCCGCCCAUGAAGCAAAUGGAGGCAUGUAGGAUCUUUUUAAGUUCAUACAUGAUCUUGGGACAUCCGGAGGAGAUCUUGUCUGGCCAAGGCGAAAGGGAGCAAGAGCUUGUCCGCACAACCAACAUCCUGCUCCGCGCCUUCGAGAACUCAGUCCGCUCUCCUGCUUCUUCGGUGGAUCUACUAGCUGCAUGGCCGUCGUACCUCGUCGCAUUCCGCAGCUGGAAAGCUCACGAUAGUGCUAUCCUCGUCGAGGGUAUGGCGGCUCAGUAUGCCGAGCUUUCCCAGAUCUGGGAGACGGUCAAGGAUAGUGAAGCCAGUGUCGCCGACGAAUACAAGAGGAGUAUUAGGAACAACCAGUUGAUGCUCUUGCAGAAGAUUCGCAAGCUGGCGGGCGAAGACACGAGAAAGGUCGUCGGCAAAGCUAUCGCGGAAGCGAAGAAGAGGAGGAAGGAGCUCAAGAAAGCUGUCGAGGCGUUGCCGAAGCCGAGUCCGAGUCGGACGAGACCUGAAUCUGCUGGUUCGGCUAGGAACUCAGGUAGUGCGAGACAAGAGUUUACGGUGCCUGCUACGUCUAUUGUGGCGAAUUAUGGGGUGAACUUGUCAAAUCGUCAAUUGAUGCAUGAGUUAUUGCUCGAUCCGAACUUCAAGCUCGAGCCACCUGAGAAGAGUCCACUGGAGAAGGCCGUGGAGACGCAGGUCAAGCGCGCGUUCUUUGAUAGUGUCAGAGAGGGCUUACGGAACGGGGAGGAAGAGGACUGGAUUCCGGGCCUCGCUAAGGAUGUCCGCAGCCGUUUGCUUCGGCUUGUUGUUCCAGAUUCGCCAACGGCGCAAAUGAUUAGCGGGGCUUUGGACCUUACGGUUAUCGAGCAGCAAUGCCGGACUCGGACGUUUGAUUAUCAGCGGUUCUGCGAGCAGGUCGUGCACAUGAUGAGGAGGCUCUGUGCGCCCUUCCGCGAUGAGAUGGUACAGGGAUGUUUAGUUCCUGCGGCGGCCGAGGAUCGUGUGGAGGGCUUUGUGGAGUGUGCGAAGGCAAUUUUGGAGGUGUUGGAUGUGCUGUUGUUGGAUCAUGCGAAUUUUCAUUUGACGAUUGCGGCACCGAUGUUGCUUCCCGAGGCUGUGGCUUAUGAACGGAAGAGGUUCGACGAGGAUGUCAAGGCUGGACGGGCGUCAUUGGAAAGCACGAAGAAGUGGCUACAGGCGCAUGCUCAGGAAGCGACGCAAACGGCCGAAAGCCGUGAUCCAGAGGGAGUACAGCAUCCCAAGUCUAAACCAACUCUAUCCCCAGUAUUUGCAGCUGCUAUGGUCGACGUUGUGGUGCCUGAUUCUACCGGUACUCUCCCGGAUUUACCUGAGACGUUCCACCUAGAUGUGGACCGGAUCGUGGAGUACAGGCAGACGGCGCACAAAAUCACGGUAGUUGCGACACUGAUCCUGCACAGCAAGAACCUGGCACGGGCUGGUUCACCCCAACAGGAUUGGUCGCAAUUGAAAGAGAGAUUGUGGGUUAUAUUGAAGGAUGGCCAAACGACGGCCGAGCAUUUAACCUCUGAGGUGCAACAUUAUAUUGGAUCUGCAUCCACGAGCUCGAGUGCGGCAGACAAUCUGGUCUCGAGAGUGCUUGAUGGCAGCGAUACAGUGUUCAAGCUUUUGCGCCGGCGCCUUCGGGCAUAUAUGGAGGCGUGGCUGACAGCUGGUCUCGCGCGUGGCGACGAGCCUGGUUCGAGAUCGAGACCGAGUCAGCAGCUGGCCGCGGCGGCAUCGGGCAUGGAAGAAUUGGCAGGCGAGCUGAAGCGUCUGGGCGAGAAGGUGAGGAAGCUGGGCGAGGUGAACCGUGACUGUUAUGGAGGACUGUACGAUGGUAUUCUACGUGGUAGGGAAGCACCCGGGGGUUAAGGUGGCGGGAACUGCAGGCAGAGACGGUCUCGCACCCCAGCAAGCCGUCGCGCGCGCAAAAGCCAAAUGGUCCCAGCUUUAAUGAUGAAGUCGGCCGGUAGAUAGACCCUUGUCCGCUCUGAAUGUCUCCUUUCUAUUCAAACGACCGCAAUUUCAAAGUCGACGUCCCUGCUGUCAAAUCACCAUCAGGAGUAUUCCACGUGUGACCCUGGACAGUGAUUCCCCGUGGUAGUCGUCUCUCAGCAAUCCACCAUCUAUAAGACCCGACUUCGACUUUCAUCCGAGCGCAGCUGUUCUGUUGUUCAACCGAUCGACAAACGUUCGCUGCUGCUCGUCGCCUUUGUCUUACUGUUUCCUCGCUUUCGACUGCUCCAUCGCCUUCGACAAACUCGAUAACUGAACGAUGUCCGUUUACGAUGAUAACGCCCCGGUGGUACGUUGUUGUGCAUUCAUUGCGGUGAUUUGCUGGGAGUGUAU